AUGUAUGGCCUCAUCUUUACCACCGUCAAGGAUUUGGUGCUCAAGAAGUUCGGCGAGGCCGUAUGGCUGGACCUCCUGGCCAAGGCCGGCAUAACCCAGGACUUUGUGGAGAACAAAAACUACGACGACCAAGUCAUCUACACCCUCCUCACCGUCGCCGCCCAGGAGCUGAACACAACCGUGCCUGAGCUGCUUGAAGCUAUUGGCUACUGGUUCCCCAUCUAUGUCAAGUCGACUGCCUACGGGAAAGUGCUGUCGAGCGCCGGCAACUCGCUCAAGGAGAUUCUCACCAACAUCAACACCAUGCACGGACACAUCAAGAUGGGCUACUUCUCCGAGAUGCGACCACCCACGUUCCGAAUUACGAGGGAGAAGGCCAACAAGAUGCAGCUGCACUACCUGUCCGGCGUGCCGACCCGCAAGGGUCUUUCUCCUCUCGUCGUCGGAAUCAUCAAGGGUCUCGGCGAGGAGCACUUGCAGCUGUCGGCCCUCAAGAUCAAACAAAAGAAGUGGAUCGACAAGGGCGCCGAGGAGGACGUCUUUUCGGUCAAGUGGAAGAUCAGCGGCUCUGCGAAGAAGAGGUUGCUCGAUGAAUCGGUGAGCACGACGCCGCUCGUCUACGGCCUGGACCCGCAGGGACUCAACAAGGCCUUCCCCUUCCACUUCAUAUUCAACCAAAAGCUGGAGAUCCUCCAGUGCGGCAAGUCGCUGUCGCGGUUGGUUCCGAUGAUGGUCGGCGACCAGGUCACCAACUUCUUCGAGCUGGUGUCGCCCGCGAGGGCCUCGUUUACCGAUUGGAAGUUCCUGACCAAUCGGGGCAAGACCGAGGUCUUCGUCUUCAAGCACGCCUACGAUGACUACAAGUCGCUCAAGCUCAAGGGCCAGCUGAUCUGGCAGCCGAUGCUGCGAUCGAUGUGCUUCGUCGGGUCGCCGCUGCUCACGUCGCUCGAGGACCUGGACUACUUCGGCCUCAACCUGAGCGACUUUGCCGCACACGACCCGACCAAGGACGCCCUCUUCAUGGGCCACGCAAAGGACGCCAACCUGCACGCCAGCGACCCCCAGCACACCGACGCCGCCUCCACCCUCGCCUCGUCGCUCUCCUCCUCCUCGUCCGACAUCACCCUCGCCUCCGACUCGUCGUACGUCUCGCUCCAGUCGUCCGACGCCUCGUCAUCGUCGCCCACGCCCAUCCAGCACAGCUCAGUCAACCUGCCCGGCCUGGGGGUCCCACUCUCGUCCGUCACCUUCCCCUUAUCGGAGUCAUCGCCGCCCUCGCCGCACGGGCACAUGCCCGCAGUGCCGCCGCCGUCACCGCUCAACAGCUUCGUGCUGUCGCCCCGCAUUCCACAGUCCAACAGCGAUUCGACACACACGCACACGCGCCGGCCGUCGUCGGCCGGCGGCUGCCCGUUCUCCGCCGUGUCGUCGUCGGCCUCGGCGCUGCCCACGCUCAAGUCCAACUCCAGGGACCGCCCGCCCGCGCAGCAUAGCCCGCCGCCGACCACCGCAGCCUCUCCGCCCGCACCCCUGCGGAGCCCCGUGACGUCAUCAUCGCUGCUCGACAAACUGUUCGGGUCCAAGCAGAAGAGCUCCUACUCGCCCAAGGCUACCAAGGCCGACAAGGACAAGGGCCUCGGCCUGCUCCACACAACCGGCGGCAUCAACGGCAAGUCGGCGCCGCGCCCGCAGCCGCUCCGCGCGUUACUCAGCGCCGCCGGCAACGGGCUCAUCGGCAGCAGCGGGCAGAGCACCAACAGCUCCGCGACGAGCUCGGUGGACGACCCCGGCAAACCCGACAGCGGGCGGAAGCGUAGCAAGAGCUGCUCGGACAGCGACGAGCUGCUGGUAAUCGACGACGAGCAGCAGCUGCCCCUGGUGCCCGGCGACCACAAGCUUCACGCGGCCAAGCCCAAGCCGGGGCGACGCGGGGUGAUCCCCGACGCGCGCCUGAGCGACCGGUCGGUGAGCGACGAGGAGACGCCGCGUUCGGAGGGACGCAGCCUGCGGGCGUCGCCCCAGCACGCCAUCCCUCCCGCCGGUCCCCUCUCACUGCAUGGCCGCGAGCGCCUCGAGAACGCCUUCCAGGAGCUUUUGCUGGACGACUCGCGACGAAACUUCAAGCUGGUGAUGGAGCUGCUCAACCUGACCUACGCCGAGUCCAGCGUCGACAAGCUGGUCCACGCCCUCCUCGAGUUCUACAACUACCAUGGCAAAACGAUCAACUUCCUGCAGAAGGCGAUCGAGUUGGAUGUCCGAUCGGCCAACGAGGAGGGCGUGCUGAUGCGCAGCGAGACGGUGGGCACGCGCGUGCUGAGCCUCUACAUCAGCGGUGCCGGCCGCGAGUACGUGCGCGAGCUGGUGGACCCGCUGAUGGCCCGGAUCGCCAGCGCCGUGGCGGCCAAGCUCGAAGUCCUCCCCAACCGCGCCCCGUCGGACAAGCACACCGCCGUCCUACUCGAACUCUCCCAGGCCUUCCUCGAGCAGACCUGUCGCUCGGCCGACGAUUGCCCUCUAGGCAUCCGGCGAGUGCUGCACAUGGUGGGCGAGGAGGUGGGCAAGCGAUGGCCGCAGAUGCAGCAGUCGGGAAUCCUCAACCUCCUCUUCCUCCGCCUACUCACCCCCGCCAUCCUGUCGUCGUCCGGCGUGAACGAUACGACGCGCCGUGUGCAGCUGUUGGUGACGAAGCUGAUACAGAACCUGGCCAACGACGUGCCGUUCGACGGGCGCAAGGAGGAGCACAUGAAGGCGUUCAACGCCUUCAUCAACGAUUCCAACCAGCGACUGCUUCAGGCCUACGUGGCCGCACUCACCGACGAGGAGGCGAUUCACGACGCGAUGAACUACCAGGCCAGCAUGAGCCGAUACACGCCCACUCCGCCGCCCGAUUACGUGGCUGCGGAGGAGGCGCUGGGCACCAUCCGCGACACGCUCACCGUGCACCUGGACAAGGUGUGGAAGCUGGCCCUCACUGACGACCACACCGGAACGAUGCUGCGCCGCUUCCUGUCUGUGGGGCUGUGCCAGAUGUACAGCUCCAAAGGGGCGCCGGUGGAGGUGAGCAACACAGAGAUGCAGACGCCGCAGAUGGCCGACUCGUGGAACGGGCACAUGGGUACACAGGCCCCGCAUUGCUUGGCUGCCGUUCUGAUGGGCAAUUAA
Acanthamoeba castellanii str. Neff is the source of this 3162-nucleotide messenger RNA. Its product is annotated as guanylyl cyclase. The transcript is spliced from 16 exons. The coding region runs from base 1 to 3162 and encodes 1053 amino acids. Gene Ontology annotation, biological process: cGMP biosynthetic process; regulation of GTPase activity. Lineage: Eukaryota; Discosea; Longamoebia; Acanthamoebidae. Gene Ontology annotation, molecular function: guanylate cyclase activity; heme binding. The record is from RefSeq and is a predicted model, not a curated record.